CUGAGCCUCAAAACCCCCUUUUUGGCCCAAAGAAGCUCACCUUGACUUUUGGAGGGCCGGUAAGCGCCGUCCUUUUUUAUCUCGGCCUCAGCCAAGCGCUGGACUUGCGGGACUCUGGCCUUGGCAAUCACCUUUGCAGAGGGAAUAAGACUGAGGACCCCCCGGGGUUCCAUCCCUAAGAGAAGCUUGGGAAACCAAGCUCUCUCCACCCCCUCCUGAGCCCCCCAGCCAAGCCCCAGCGAGCCAGUCCGGAAUGAUCCCGCUAUGGCCAAGCUCUGGUUCAAAUUCCAGCGGUACUUCCGCCGGAAACCUGUGCGCUGCUUUACCUUCCUGGCACUCUACCUGACAGCCGGGAGCCUCGUCUUCCUGCACUCUGGCUUCGUGGGCCAGCCCGCCGUCUCCCAGAAUCAGGCCAACCCCGCCGCAGGGGGCCCGGCCGAGGGCGCUGGGCUGCCCUUACUGGGCGACUCGCAUCUGGGCGGAGGCUCCCGGGACGCAGGCGAAGUCUCAAGCAUCGCCCGCAGGUACGGACCCUGGUUCAAAGGCAAAGAUGGCAACGAGAGAGCCAAGCUGGGCGACUACGGUGGAGCCUGGAGCCGCGCCCUCAAGGGGAGGGUCGUCCGGGAGAAGGAGGAAGAACGAGCCAAGUACAUCGGCUGCUACCUGGAUGACACCCAGAGCCGAGCCCUUCGAGGCGUGUCCUUUUUCGACUACAAAAAGAUGACCAUCUUCCGUUGCCAGGACAACUGUGCUGAACGGGGUUACCUGUACGCCGGGCUGGAGUUUGGCGCUGAGUGCUACUGUGGCCACAAGAUCCAGGCGACAAACGUGAGCGAGGCCGAGUGCGACAUGGAGUGCAAGGGCGAGCGGGGCAGCGUGUGCGGCGGCGCCAACCGCCUCUCCGUCUACCGGCUGCAGCUGGCCCAGGAGUCGGCCCGCAGGUAUGGAAGCGCAGUGUUUCGAGGCUGCUUCCGCCGGCCUGACAACCUCUCGCUGGCCUUGCCCGUGACGGCCGCCAUGCUGAACAUGUCCGUGGACAAGUGCGUGGACCUCUGUACAGAGAAGGAGUACCCGCUGGCGGCUCUCGCGGGCACCGCCUGCCACUGUGGGUUCCCCACCACCCGAUUCCCCCUCCAUGACAGAGAAGACGAGCAGCUCUGUGCCCAGAAGUGCAGCGCGGAGGAGUUUGAGAGCUGCGGGACUCCCAGUUACUUCAUCGUGUACCAGACGCAGGUGCAAGACAACCGCUGCAUGGACAGAAGGUUCCUGCCAGCCAAGUCCAAUCAGCUCAUAGCCCUGGCCAGCUUCCCCGGGGCCGGCAACACGUGGGCUCGUCACCUCAUCGAGCUGGCCACCGGCUUCUACACCGGCAGCUACUACUUUGACGGCUCCCUCUACAACAAAGGGUUUAAAGGCGAGCGCGACCACUGGCGCAGCGGGCGGACCAUCUGCAUCAAGACGCACGAAAGUGGCCAGAAGGAGAUCGAGGCCUUUGAUGCCGCCAUCCUGCUCAUCCGCAACCCCUACAAGGCCCUCAUGGCCGAGUUCAACCGCAAGUAUGGCGGCCACAUCGGCUUUGCGGCUCACGCCCACUGGAAGGGCAAAGAGUGGCCGGAGUUUGUGAGGAACUACGCCCCGUGGUGGGCCACUCACACGCUGGACUGGCUCAAGUUCGGCAAGAAGGUGCUGGUGGUGCACUUCGAGGACCUGAAGCAGGACCUCUUCGUCCAGCUGGGCCGGAUGGUCAGCCUGCUGGGCGUGGCCGUCAGGGAGGACCGGCUGCUCUGCGUGGAGAGCCAGAAGGACGGCAACUUCAAGCGCUCCGGGCUCCGGAAGCUCGAGUACGACCCCUACACGGCGGACAUGCAGAAGACCAUCUCCGCCUACAUCAAGAUGGUGGACGCGGCCCUCAAAGGGAGGAACCUCACGGGUGUUCCCGACGACUACUACCCGAGAUGAUGUGCCAGCACGGGGGGAGGGAGGGCUGGGAGUCCUGACCGAGCAGGCCGUGGGGACCCCGGACCCCUGGUGACCCCCACUGACCUGUCCUCUCUUUGGUUUGGGGACCGUCCCCUUGGCUGCGGUUUGCCUUUAGUGAGUUUCCUGCAUGACAAAGGAGGCUCCAGGGAAGAGAUUGUCCAGGCACUUCCCCCCUUGGAGAUGCAGGGCGACUGGUUUGGGGGGCAGGGUUCCAGCCACAUGGACCCUUUUCUGUCCCCCGCGUCCCUGUCUCCACCACCCUGGGUUCCGCU
Molecule: messenger RNA, 2252 nt
Organism: Propithecus coquereli (Coquerel's sifaka)
Lineage: Eukaryota; Metazoa; Chordata; Mammalia; Primates; Indriidae
Gene: WSCD2
Product: WSC domain containing 2
Exons: 8
Coding region: 265-1959 (564 amino acids)
Source: RefSeq, a predicted model, not a curated record